UAUUAGGGUAGACCUAACUGAAAAAUGUAAAAUAAAAAAUUGAUAAUUUAAAUUCAAUCACGUGAUCGAUCGAUGUUGUAAGGUAUUGAAGUUUAGAAGCAAUGAGUGGUGGAACGUAGCCUCCCGCUGGCGAAAUAUUGACUGUUUAACAUUCACCUGUUGAUGGAGUUGGUGGCUUUACUACGUCGCACAUUCAAUUGAAAGAAAAUCCAAAGGCAUGGCUUUAAAUUUCUCAUUUACAAAGUCUGAUAUCCGGAAAUGGUCCACCAAGGCCAAGUCUAUUCUUAUAAAUAUUUUUGGUCGUAAUAGAAUAGUCAAUAUUUACCUUACUUCCUUUCUGUCUUUGUAUAUAAAUACCCCCACCCAACCCAACCCUCAUUUCUCAUUCUCAUCUCCAAUCUCAAAUUUCUCAAAUCUAAUCCCUUUCAAACCCCAAUUCAAUCCAUCUUCUCAAAUACAAAAUAUACACUAAGAGUAGGCAGAGAGACACCCUCCAUGGCUUCUUUACAAACCACAGCUAUACUCUCCUCUUCCUUUUCUUCUCUACCCAAAGUCAACGCCUCUCUCCAUGUCCCUCUUCCUCCACGAGUAGUCACUCAUUCGGUUCCAAAGCUACCAAAGAGAAAGCUGCAGAUUGAUGAAUUUAAUGGAUCAUUUGAGAAGAAUGCCGUCACCAAACGAAUUUAUGAAGAUUUGUGCAGCCCUAGCAACAAAUCUAAUAAGACCACUAUUCAACUCUACGCUAUUCUAGAGGAAGUUGCCGACAGAAUAGAAAUGCACAGAAACAUUGGCGAACAAAGAAACAACUGGAACACCCUUCUUCUAAACUCCAUUAAUAUCAUCACUCUCACUGCCACAGCCAUGGCUGGUGUUGCUGCAGCCACCAGCGGUGACACUGCACCUCUUUUUGCCAUGAAACUGUCUUCCACUCUCUUGUUUUCUGCUGCCACUGGGAUGUCACUUAUCAUGAACAAAAUUCAGCCUUCGCAACUGGCUGAGGAGCAACGCAAUGCCACAAGGUUGUUCAAACAGCUUCACACUCAAAUACAAACCACAAUCGCUAUUGGAAAUCCAACAGAAGAAGAUGUGAAGACUUCAAUGGAGAAGGUCUUAGCGCUUGACAAAGCUUACCCUCUUCCCUUGUUGGGAGCCAUGCUUGACAAGUUUCCCGCCAAAUAUGAACCUGCUGUUUGGUGGCCUUCAUCACAGUUCCAAAGAAGAAGUAAAAGAGAAGAAAGCAACAGGAACAGGAUUAAUGGAUGGAGUGAAGAUCUUGAAAUGGAGCUGAGGGAAGUGAUUGAAGUGGUAAAGAAGAAGGACUUAGAGGACUAUGAGAGGCUGGGGGAU
This is a messenger RNA of Cajanus cajan (pigeon pea), 1347 nucleotides long. Its product is annotated as putative F-box protein At4g22030. NCBI's taxonomy places the organism in Eukaryota, Viridiplantae, Streptophyta, Magnoliopsida, Fabales, Fabaceae. The record is from RefSeq and is a predicted model, not a curated record.